AUGGCGCCCGCAGCCACAGAAACGCAGUGGUCAGUCGAAUACGACACUCUACGACGGGAGAACCUGUUCAAGAAUCCUCCGACGGAUCACACAGCUUAUCCAUCGUUGGCCGAGUCGAUUCGACCGCAUAUUGAUUCUUUCAAUGCUCUCUUCGACGACAGCAAGAUCCUAGAGGCAGGUUUGAAGGAUAUCGGUAUCAAGACCUUCCUAGAUGGUGAACUCGAAACGUAUGAGCAGAAGAAGGCACGCCAAGCAGAAGGCAUUCGCCCACCGAAGCGGAAUCGCUUAAACGUCCGCGUGCGUGAAAUCUUCCUCGACAAGCCUACCCUGCCUCCCGCCAACAAAUACGCCACCCGAAACCGUGAAAUCUACCCUUCAGAAUGCAGAGAGCGCCAUUCGACGUACCGUGGAAAGCUCCGUGCUCGUCUCGAGUACCAGGUCAACAAUGGAGACUGGAUGGAGUCUGUCCGCGAGCUGGGUAAUGUCCCGAUUAUGGUACGCACCAACCGGUGUCACCUUGAAAAGGCUACUCCCGAUGAACUUGUUCGACACAACGAAGAAUCGGAGGAACUAGGUGGUUUCUACAUCGUCAACGGUAACGAGAAGCUCAUUCGUAUGCUGGUCGUCGGCAAGCGCAACUACCCCAUGUCCAUCAUUCGUGGUUCUUUCGUCAAGCGUGGUCAGACCUACACAAAGUUCGGUGUUCAAAUACGAUCGGUUCGUCCCGAUCAGACUUCGCAGACCAACGUGCUUCACUACCUUUCCGAUGGAAACGUCACCUUCCGUUUCUCAUGGCGCAAGAAUGAAUACCUUAUUCCCGUGAUGAUGAUCCUCAAGGCACUUGCCGAGACCAACGACCGCGAAAUAUUUGAGGCCAUUGUCGGUGGUGCUUCCUCCAAGGGCAUGAAGAACACUUUCGUCACGGAUCGUGUCGAGCUUUUGCUGCGAACCUACCAUGCCUACCAGAAGCACAGCCAGUAUGAUUGCCGGUCCCACCUCGGCAAGGCUUUCCGACCUGUACUCGGAGUCCCUGCUGACAUGCCUGACGAGGAAGUUGGCACAGAGUUCCUCCGCAAGGUUGUUCUCCCCCAUCUUGGAAAUGAGAAUGUCACUGAGGCUCAAGACUGGGACAAAUUCAAGUUGAUUACUUUCAUGAUCCGCAAGCUUUACUCUACAGUUGCAGGAGACUGUGCUCCUGACAAUCCUGAUGCCGUCUCCAAUCAGGAAAUUCUGCUUGGUGGCUUCCUUUACGGAAUGAUUCUGAAGGAACGUAUCGAGGAGUGGCUCCGUUCAUUCGGCCCCAUUGCUAGAGAUUGGUCCAUCCGCAACAACGGCGCAAAGUUCACCGAUGAAGCGUUUGAGCGAGACUUCCUUUCCAAGAUCGUCAAGCGAUCAAACGAGAACAUUGGUAAUGCACUUGAGUACUUCCUCUCUACUGGUAACUUGGUCAGUCCUACUGGUCUCGAUUUGCAACAAACCUCCGGUUACACCGUCAUUGCAGAGAAGAUCAACUUUUACCGUUUCAUCAGUCACUUCCGAAUGAUUCACCGAGGUAGUUUCUUCGCUCAGUUGAAGACUACCACCGUCCGUAAGCUGCUACCAGAAAGUUGGGGUUUCCUUUGCCCGGUUCACACUCCUGAUGGAUCGCCUUGUGGUCUGCUCAACCAUUUGGCGCACAAGUGUUUCAUCUCGACGGACAACCUGGAUGUAUCUCAACUGCCUCGGACUCUGGUUCAGCUCGGUGUCCGGUCUGAGUCUUCCGUGGCUCUGGAUGAGAGCGUGGUCGUCCAGUUAGAUGGCCGAAUCAUUGGUUACUGCUCGCCUAAGCAGGCCCAGAGGAUCGCCGAUACCAUCCGGUACUGGAAGGUCGAAGGCAAAAACAACAUUCCUCGUGAAUUGGAAAUUGGAUAUAUUCCCAACUCAAGCGGCGGUCAAUACCCAGGUGUCUACAUGUUCUCCCAAUCAGCGAGAAUGUACCGCCCUGUUAAGUACCUCGCGCUGGAUAAGCUGGAUUAUGUUGGACCGUUCGAGCAACCCUUCAUGGAAAUUGCCUGUGUGGAGUCUGACCUGAUCCCCGGUCUUUCGACCCACAUCGAGUUUACGCCCACGAACAUCCUCUCUAUCGUCGCAAACAUGACCCCCUUCUCCGACUACAACCAAUCUCCACGUAACAUGUACCAGUGUCAAAUGAGCAAACAAACCAUGGGUACACCAGGCACCUCGAUUGCCCACCGUACCGACAACAAGUUGUACCGCAUCCAAACGGGUCAAACGCCAAUUGUACGGCCACCUCUCUACAACGCCUACGGUCUGGACAAUUUCCCCAACGGAAUGAACGCAGUUGUAGCUAUUAUCUCCUACACCGGAUACGAUAUGGACGAUGCUAUGAUUAUCAACAAGUCCGCACACGAACGUGGCUUCGGCCACGGUACAGUCUACAAGACCAAGGUCGUCACUUUAGCCGACAACGAUUCCCGCCGAACCAAGUCCAAGCGUGAGGUCACCAAGCUGUUUGGAUUCGCCCCCGGCGACGAGGUCAAAGAGCAGGUGCGCAACAUCAUCGACGAGGACGGAAUGCCGCACCUAGGUGCUCGCGUUAAGGAAGGUGACAAGAUCGCGGCCUGGCACAACGUCCGCUUCGAUCCCGCGUCUGACUCGUACGUCAACGUCGACGGAGUCACCCACUACAUGAAAUACAAGGAUGCCGAAGAAGGUUACGUCGACAGCAUCCGUCUCAUGGGUUCCGAGUCUGGCAACGAGCCUGCUCAAUCGCUCAGCAUCAAAUACCGCAUUCCCCGAAAGCCCGUCAUUGGUGACAAGUUCUCUUCUCGUCACGGUCAGAAGGGUGUCUUGUCUCAACUCUGGCCUGCGGUCGACAUGCCCUUCUCUGAGAGCGGCAUGCAGCCCGAUCUGAUUAUUAACCCUCACGCUUUCCCGUCCCGUAAGGCCCCGUUACUCCUAAGAUCAAAAAAAACUCACUCGUCUAACGCAUUCCCAGGUAUGACAAUCGCUCAAAUGAUUGAGUCCAUGGCCGGCAAAGCCGGUGCCAUGCACGGUCUUCCGCAAGACUCCACUCCCUUCCAAUUCUCCGAAGAAAACACCGCAACCGACUACUUCGGCGAGCAGCUCCGCAAAGCCGGCUACAAUUACUACGGUAACGAGCCGUUGUACAGUGGUAUCACGGGUCGCGAGUUCUCCGCCGACAUCUACAUGGGUUUGGUAUACUACCAGCGUCUGCGUCACAUGGUGAACGACAAGUUCCAAGUGCGUACCACUGGUCCCGUCAACGCGCUCACGGGCCAGCCCGUGAAGGGUCGUGCGAAGGGUGGUGGUAUUCGUGUCGGAGAGAUGGAGCGUGAUUCGCUCAUUGCUCACGGUGCGGCUUUCUUGCUGCAGGAUCGUCUCAUGAACUGCUCCGACGCCCAGCACACUUGGAUUUGUCGCAGCUGUGGUUCAUUCUUAUCCACUCAGGUUGCUGUUUCUGGCUCCUCCCGCUCUCGCACCGCUAUUAACCCCGGUGCAGCCGCGGCUGCUGCCAAGGCUGCUCCUAAUCAGCAGAGCACUAAUGCUCAUGCUGGUUCUGCUAUUGGUGCUUUGGGUGGUGUCAAUGGUGUUGUGCGUUGCCGUCGCUGUGCCCGCGAGGCUACCUUUGAUGACUCCCGCGCUGAAGUCUGGGAAGAUGGCGAUGGACACCGCUACGUUGGUGGUGACAAUGUUACGAUCGUUGCUGUGCCUGGUGUCCUACGGUACUUGGAUGUUGAGUUGGCGGCCAUGGGUAUCAGGAUGAAGUUCCUGGUGGAGAACUGA
Molecule: messenger RNA, 3807 nt
Organism: Penicillium digitatum Pd1
Lineage: Eukaryota; Fungi; Ascomycota; Eurotiomycetes; Eurotiales; Aspergillaceae
Source: RefSeq, a predicted model, not a curated record